AUGCUAGAAGCUGUUUCUGUUCCUAGAAAGAUAAUACAAAAGGAAUGGAUAGUUCACUUCACUUGUGAGGAAGCAAAGCUGUCAGCCGUGAUGACAAAAACGGGGAAUGUCGUUGUCGUCAUGUUGCUACUUUGUCUGACGAUCAGCGUGAUGACACAAAGUUGGAAUGUCGGUAAACAGUGUGGCACGUAUAAAGAAGGCGACAAAGAAAAAAUGUGGUAUGCUACGUGGAAGUGCAGGAAUCACUGCAAGCACAAUACGCGUUGCGGUGGCGGCGAAUGCAUACUCAGUGUACCCGGUGUUUAUCGUUGCAGAUGUUAUGCCUGUGUUUGAUAAAUGAAGGUUUUUAAUUACUAUUGUAUAACUUUAGUUGUAUGC
Messenger RNA from Cylicocyclus nassatus, 378 nucleotides. Lineage: Eukaryota; Metazoa; Nematoda; Chromadorea; Rhabditida; Strongylidae. The record is from the annotation of a GenBank genome assembly.